CCUGCUGUGGUGGAAACGUUCAAUUCAACUGUAAGCGCGUGUUUGGAUUACAAAGUGACUAUUAUUACUUUUUGAAGAUAUAUAAAACAAUUUAGGGAUGGCUGAUAAGAAGAAAGAAAACGAGCCUGAAGGAGAAGAAGAGUUUUCUGUUGAAAAAGUAUUAGAUAGGCGUAUGAGAAAUGGCAAGGUAGAGUACUUCUUAAAAUGGAAAGGCUAUAAUGAUGAAGACAAUACAUGGGAACCUGAAGAGAAUCUUGACUGUCCAGAUCUUAUAGCAGCUUUUGAAGAAGCAAGGAAAAAGAAAGAAGCUGAGGGAAAAGCCAAUAAGGUUGAUAAGGAUGUGAAAAAGAGGAAGUCUAGUGCUGCAACCCCUGACUUGAAGGGCGCCAAGAAAAGCAAAAGUGAUGACAAAAAGGCUUCUGGUUUUGACAGAGGCUUAGAACCUGAGAAAAUUAUUGGUGCUACUGAUAGUAGUGGGGAGUUGAUGUUCCUUAUGAAGUGGCAGGGUACAGAUGAAGCUGAUCUGGUACCAGCGAAGCAGGCUAAUGUGCGGUGUCCGCAGGUUGUCAUCCAGUUCUAUGAGGAGAGGCUCACAUGGCACACACCAGCCGCUGAUGAGAGUACAGCUGAGGAUUAAGAUCAUGGCCUGUGUUUGAGUUUUAUGACUUAAGACUUUCUAUGUUCCAUUAAACAUUUACUUUCAGAUAAUACUAUCAUCUAUAUUCCAAAGUUUUAUUCGUUUCUAGUGUUUUUUUUUUUUUCACUAGAACUUAUUUCGAACCUAAAUCAUUAAAACUUUAGCCUCGAAAUCAGCGGGCAGCGGGGCGGCACCACCACUCCUGCCCCGCUGCCCGCAAAAUUCGAGGCUGAGGCCUAAUAAGUUUGUAUUUUUGAUUACAUAAUUUCUUUUUAAGAAAAUGUGAUAUUUAAUUUGAUUAUGAAAAUAAAAUGUCAUUAAAACAGAAAAGCUGUUGAGAGCACUAACAUAGAUUGUAUUGGUGUAAUUACUUACACAAAUUUUAUAUUAAGGUUAAGAAUAAGAAAGACGUAAAUAAUAAGUGACAUAAGUUUUGUAAGAAUAAUAAAAGAAGUACAUCCAGUUUUUGCAUUUGUAUAAUUGACAAAUUGACUAUCCUUUUGAACUAAAAUAUUGUGAUGUUGUGUGUUGACUUACAUCUAUCAUAAAUACUAAAAACUGGUUGUAGAUCUAAUAAAUAUGAUAAGAUUUUUUUUAUUACAACUAAGUAUAAUAAAAGGAGUUUAAAAUUUGAGCUAAAGUAGCACAUCCUUUAAACUGUUAUAUUUAGAUUAAAGACUUAAAGU
Molecule: messenger RNA, 1323 nt
Organism: Aricia agestis (brown argus)
Lineage: Eukaryota; Metazoa; Arthropoda; Insecta; Lepidoptera; Lycaenidae
Gene: Hp1b-l
Product: chromobox protein homolog 1-like
Exons: 6
Coding region: 98-637 (179 amino acids)
Biological process (GO): chromatin organization; negative regulation of transcription by RNA polymerase II
Cellular component (GO): pericentric heterochromatin; nucleus
Molecular function (GO): chromatin binding
Source: RefSeq, a predicted model, not a curated record